Molecule: messenger RNA, 4224 nt
Organism: Xyrichtys novacula (pearly razorfish)
Lineage: Eukaryota; Metazoa; Chordata; Actinopteri; Labriformes; Labridae
Source: the annotation of a GenBank genome assembly
AGUUUGCCGAUUUUAUAAAAGGAGAAGAAAAGAAUCUCGUCCUCUUCCGGUCCCCGCUGGUGUGUUUCAGUGUAAAUAGUGACCGUGUUAACUGGUGACUCCGCGUAAAUGGCGUCGGUGGUUGUCGUGGUAGCAGCAGUUCAAACGCGGCGUCCUCACCAGUGAAUCUGAUUUCAAUCCAAUAUCAUAAUAUACGUUAAAAAUAUGUAUUUAACCAAAGACUGAAGGUAUCCAAUCGAGGAUUUCGCCGGUUUUGAAGCUACGACAACCGCGUUUGGCUGAAAGUCUCCGGUUUACAGGGUCACCAACUCAAGCGAAACACCGACCGUUGAACGACAGGGGUUCUCGGAGUGAGGGGGAUCUGAGACAAGAGUGAGAAAUGGAGAACUCUUUCAAAAGUAAUGUCAUUUUAAAGAAGUUUUCCUGUUAAUUCUGAUGGUAUACUUUCUGUUGUAUUGACAGAAUCACAGCUAAAGAGAGGAUUAAGGCCGUAUGUGAGGCGGCUCUUUGGGGGUUCGUAGAUGGAGAGGCUGGUUAAUACUACAGUGUUUGUAGUUUAAAUGGGUUUUUGUUGAACCAGGACGAGUUCAACCUUUUAAAUGAGCUUGUUUUGAACCAUAUUAGAGGGUUUUAUACCGUAAUCCUGCUGCUAACAGGUUAAUGUUACUUUAUUAGCCGGUUUGCAGAAGAUUACUCACUCAAUGAAGUCAUAUCAGUGUUAAAUAAUGCUCAGAGAAGAGUUCAAACCCUGAAUUUAAACAUGUUUUGUGGGCUCUGUGGUCGUUUUAUAAUGCUAUUUUUAAAGACAGCCAUUGUGAAGCCACUUCUUAACAAAAAUAAUCUCAUGAACUCUAAAUAUUCCAGUGUGAAAUAAAGAAAAUAUUACUGUUGUGAAAGAUGGGAUAUCUCAGAACACAAAAUACUCUUUACUUGCUGUUUGUAGGACUCAGUUAAUGUGUUGAAAGUUAUUCAGAUACCUCUGUCAUGCUCUUGUUUUUUUUUAAUUCACUGUUCAAUAAACUGACUAAUUAAUAAAUCUGUCUCUGCAGUGUCAGACCGACAGGUCAGGAUGAUGAUAGAGCUGCGAGCCACCAAUCACGCCAUCUUCACCGGGAAGAGACACUCGGCCAUGAGAGGCUGGAGGUCAGUCAGUGUGGUGGACUCUGAAUCUGGACUGAAGAUCCUCUAAUAAAAACUGUUGUUAUCAAGAAAAUCACAAAGUUGAUCAACAAAAACUUUCUCUGGGAUUUUAGAGGUUAGAUAUCUGUCUACAGUACGUGAAGGUGCCUGAGUCAAGAGUAGGAUUUUUAAGGAGAGGUUUAAGAUCGUGGUACAUAUAAUGUUAAUAAUGACAUAUUUAUCAAGCUAAGUAAGGACGUACGAAUUAAAGGAAGAGCCUCCUUCAGCAGGUUCGGUGGGAUUGGAUCUAAAAGACAUUUUGAUGGUUUCGCUGCUAACACUUCUGAAUUUAACUCUGGGAGGUCAGUAGGUGCACCAGAGGUCUUAAAGGGAUAUUCUGCCGUAAAAUUAACUUAGAGUCAAACCCACUGUAACACCGAGUUAGACUCCGCCCCCCUCCAGAGAUGAAUGUUGUCGACCGCUUGCUUCUCUAGUUAUACCAACUUUAGUAACGACCACAGGAUAGAAAUACAGAGAGACACGCCCCCAACCAAAACGCCACUCUAUAGCCACAAAUAAUGCUCAGAACAGCACCUAACUUCAUCAACAGGACAUAUAGGGUCACAGACAUAGUACUAUAUUCAGAGUUGUUCUAACUCCUAAGAAAACAUAAACUUAAGCGGGGCGUUUCUCCACCUCUGUAGUCUAUAAGCUGGGCCAAUAAACUUGUUAAAUGAAAAGGUAAAGGUGUUUUUUUGAAGCCGAAUUAUCAAUAAAAUCAUGAUUUUGUUAACAGGUAUGGAUUUAUGUGCUGUCGAGUUAAUAUAUGUAAACAAGAGCACAGUAAAGUUAAAUCAGCGAAUUUUCUAAUGAGGUUUUGUUACUGAACGGAACUACACCAUGUUCUACUGAGGUUAGUACAUAUAGGGUCACAGUCAUAGUACUAGACACCAAACAUCUUUUUAACUUUGACUCAUUUCUUUAGCAAAGAGACUAAACACAACUCACCUACUCUCUUCCAGCAGACGCUUGUUUGUAGAGAGACCUCAGGCCAGUCCAUUACAGACUACAGCGGGGUGCCGCAGCUCAAGGAAGAACAUUUAUGAUCAUUUCUUCAUGGAAAUACAAUCAGACCGAGACGCUAAGACAGAAGAACUACCGCGUCUGUAAAAUGAUUAAUAUGGUGAUUAUUACUUCAUGGAAAUGAUAAAGAAAUGAUUGUGUUUGAUUGUGUUUAGUCUCUUUGCUAAAGAAAUGAGUCAAAGUUAAAAAGAUGUUUGGUGUCUAGUACUAUGUCUGUGACCCUAUAUGUCCUGUUGAUGAAGUUAGGUGCUGUUCUGAGCAUUAUUUGUGGCUAUAGAGUGGCGUUUUGGUUGGGGGCGUGGCUCUCUGUAUUGCUAUCCUGCGGUCGUUACUAAAGUUGGUAUAACUAGAGAAGCAAGCGGUCGACAACAUUCAUCUCUGGAGGGGGGGGUCUAACUCGGUGUUACGGUGGGUUUGACCCUAAAUUAGUUUUACAGCAGAAUGUCCCUUUAACAGAGAAGGAUCAUAGCGACUGAUGAUGAACUCUGGUUCCUCCCGCAGGGCCAUCACCAGAGAGAUGGGCCUUCAGGGGCUGGUAUCUCCACAGCAGAUGAAGAAGAGGUGGGAAAAUCUAAAGGAGAAAUACAGGGUGAGUCUGGAUUAACUUCACUCUUCUACAGGACGGAUCCACGUGGACCCAAGAACCACAGGGAGAACCACCCACAGACUCUCUUUGUCUCUGCUGCUGUUUCAAUAAAGUUUGACUCUUCUGGGUUCUUUAAAUGAUCACGUCCUCUUUCUGUGCAGUCAAUGAAGAACCCUCCGGAAGGGAUGGAGAACCAGAUCCAGCCAAAGUCGUGGCGCUGGUUCCAGCUGAUGGAUGAGGCCAUGACGGGGCGUCUGGCCGGGACCGCCAACAUCAUUCAGCCCUCCCCGCUGGACACAGAGGAGGACAACAUUUUCGCCAACAGUCCGCUCGUCCUGGGAGAACCUCAACCUGGACUGGACCUCUCUGAAAUGGCGCCUUUGGAAGAGGACCUGCUGGGGGACGACCUGGAGCUGAACGACCAUGAAAAGAUGAAACCGGAGAACCGGACUGAGAAUCCUCCUCAGGUGGUUUCAGCCGCAGGAAGUAAAGUCCAGGUAAGCAUCCCAGAGUGUCAACCGCAGACUCAGACUGUGAUUAACAGCCAGCCUGUCCUGCUCUACGCCACCCUACUACCUGACCGCACCGCAGAGGCCAGGAAGACUCCUCCCACAUCUAGAGAUGAGGUCAGGAAGGCGGAGGAGGUGGACAGGAAGCUGGUGGAGCUGCAGCGAGAGCGGCGAGCUCUGGAGCAAGAACAGGUGGAGUUCGACAGAGAGCUCAUCGCUUUAGAGAGAGACCGAGAGCUGCUGAGGAAAGACAUGAGCUCGCUGGAGAGAGAGCGAGCGAGUCUGGACCGAGAGCGAGCGGCCGUCGAGAGAGACAGAGCCGCUUUAGAGAAAGACCAGGCCAUCCUGAAGAGAGAGCAGGUGAUCCUGGAUCGAGACCGGGCUUUUCUAGACAGAGACCGAGCGUUUCUGGAGAGAGACCGAGUGUUUGUUCAGAGAGAGAGAGAGGAUUUCGAGAGAGAGAGAGCUCUGUGGAGGCGAGAGAGGGACGGGGACGCUGUGAACGCACAUCCUGCCGAGAUGACGGCAGAAAAAGAAGUGGUUCUGCAGACCCGGUUCUACCAGAGUCUGACCGGGGCAGACCUGGACCCAGACCAGCUGGAAACCAGACAGCGACUGGUUUCUUUGUUCCAGAGGCUGGUGGAGAAGCUGUGAGAGGACGAGGUGUUUUCAUCGACUCGCAAAAUCACAAAAAACUGAACGUUUGAAAAAAAACACUGAGCAGAGAGACAGUUGGACCAAAAACCAGGACUGAGACUGACUUUAGGAGUACGGCUGUUAGUGCGUGAAGGCUCUAAACUCACUUAGACAAACGAAACACUAUAAACUCACCUCAUCGUUGUUGUGUCGCUCUUUGGUCCAGAAAAGUUCUUCAUCGUGUAAAAACGACUGCAGUCAGAUGAAUAAAGGACGUCUGUUUGUAACUGA